This is a messenger RNA of Cadophora gregata, 477 nucleotides long. RefSeq lists its product as uncharacterized. The record is from RefSeq and is a predicted model, not a curated record. The coding region runs from base 1 to 477 and encodes 158 amino acids. The transcript has a single exon. Lineage: Eukaryota; Fungi; Ascomycota; Leotiomycetes; Helotiales; Ploettnerulaceae.
AUGAGCGGUCCCCCACAAAACUACAUCAAGGAAUUUUUAGCAAUCGCCAGACCCGCCAUCCUAGAAACCUGCAAGAAAAAUGACAGAGACUGGUAUAUCGGAGUAGACCGUAUCACAUAUCGAACUAUCGCCGAUACUCUGAACAUGAAAUUCGGGCUCCCUGACUCUGGAGGCUUCUUCCUCGAUGACAAGUUUGUAAUCGAGCAGAUCACCUCGGACCCAGAGUACUACUGUAGAGUUGGAGUGCCGGCGGAAAUAGUGACUGGAGGGACGGAGCUUGUGCUUUUCGACCCUUAUGCUCAUACUACAGGGUAUGAUACGAUUCCCAUCUCUGCCGGUGGAAACCAGUCAGAUCAAUUGCCAAGACACGUGCUGGACGCUUUGGUGCGACUUUUGGAAGGACACGGACGUUUGCAGAUUAACUCUGAGGAUCAUCCACGAAAUAAGAGGCAGAAUCUAGUCCAAGAGAUGACCUAG